Messenger RNA from Dovyalis caffra, 1527 nucleotides. The record is from the annotation of a GenBank genome assembly. NCBI's taxonomy places the organism in Eukaryota, Viridiplantae, Streptophyta, Magnoliopsida, Malpighiales, Salicaceae.
AUGGCCUUAGCCAUGAUCCUUCUUGGGGAACUCACCAUGGCGGCUCUCAUCUUCUUCAUCAACUACCUUUUAACUCGGUCUUUGAUCAGAAAAUUGUUCCAUAAACUCCCUCCAGGCCCUCGAGGGUGGCCGAUCAUUGGUGCUAUUCCCCUCCUAGGAACCAUGCCCCAUGUCACAUUAGCCAAAAUGGCCAAAAGAUAUGGCCCCGUCAUGUACCUGAAAAUGGGUACUUGUAACAUGGUUGUGGCCUCCACCCCAGAUGCAGCUCGAGCCUUCCUCAAAACCCUAGACCUAAAUUUCUCAAACCGUCCCCCAAAUGCGGGUGCAACUCAUUUAGCCUAUAAUGCACAAGACAUGGUCUUUGCAGAUUACGGACCAAGGUGGAAAUUGUUACGCAAAUUAAGUAACUUACACAUGCUAGGUGGUAAAGCUUUAGAGGAUUGGGCUCAUGUCCGAGUAACCGAGCUAGGCCACAUGCUCCGAGCCAUGAGCGAGGCUAGCCAAAGAGGCGAACCGGUGGUGGUGCCAGAAAUGUUGACCUAUGGUAUGGCAAAUAUGAUAGGCCAAAUUAUACUUAGUCGUCGUGUGUUUGUUACAAAAGGUUCAGAGUCUAAUGAGUUCAAGGACAUGGUAGUGGAGCUGAUGACAAGCGCAGGAUUUUUCAAUAUCGGUGAUUUUAUACCGUCGGUUGCUUGGUUGGAUUUACAAGGAAUUGAACGUGGGAUGAAGAAAUUACAUGGAAGGUUUGAUGUGUUAUUGACAAAAAUGAUGGAGGAGCAUAUGGCAACGGCUCACGAACGCAAGGGAAAGCCGGAUUUCCUUGACGUUCUCAUGGCUAACCAAGAAAAUUUGGAUGGUGAGAGGCUUAGUUUUACCAACAUUAAGGCUCUUCUUUUGAACUUAUUCACCGCCGGCACUGACACCUCCUCAAGCAUAAUCGAAUGGGCACUGGCUGAAAUGUUGAAAAACCCUCGCAUCCUCAAACAAGCUCAAGAUGAGAUGGAUCAAGUCAUUGGUCUGAACCGACGACUACAGGAAUCCGACAUACCAAAACUUCCAUACCUGCAAGCCAUAUGUAAAGAAGCAUUCCGAAAACAUCCAUCAACACCUCUAAACCUACCCAGGAUUGCAGACCAAGCAUGUGAAGUGAAUGGAUAUUAUAUCCCCAAAGGCACCAGACUCAGUGUCAACAUCUGGGCAAUAGGAAGAGAUCCUAAUGUAUGGGACAAUCCACUAGACUUUACACCUGAAAGAUUUUUUAGUGAGAAAUAUGCAAAAAUCAACCCUCGAGGAAAUGAUUUUGAGCUAAUUCCGUUUGGAGCAGGGAGAAGAAUUUGUGCUGGGACUAGAAUGGGAAUUGUGCUGGUACAGUACAUUUUAGGCACAUUGGUGCACUCUUUCGAUUGGAAAUUGCCAAAAGAUGUGGAGCUCAACAUGGAUGAGGCCUUUGGUCUAGCAUUGCAGAAGGCUGUCCCCCUUUCCGCUAUGGUUAAUCCACGCCUAGAACCUAACGCAUAUCCUGCCUAA